Messenger RNA from Soboliphyme baturini, 378 nucleotides. Lineage: Eukaryota; Metazoa; Nematoda; Enoplea; Dioctophymatida; Soboliphymatidae. The record is from the annotation of a GenBank genome assembly.
AUGCCUCUUCCGAAACCGACCGGCACAAAGGCUUGGGGGACGGCCAAGAUUAACCUGGUGCAAAUAUAUAGAAGGGGUCUGCGCCAGACUCCAGUUGUCUUCUGCCGAAGUUCAGACACAGGAUCGGGAACGUUGGAAACUCUGUCUGACGUGUCUACUUCUGCGAGAGGAGAAGGAGUCAUAGAAGAUGAUGAUGAUGGGUUGGAUAUAGCAGUUGUUCGCGAUGACCAUGAUCCAAUCACAUUGAUUCAAACUCGUGUCACAGAUCUGCAGGUUGGCAACGACUAUCUAUCGGCGCCGAAACGGCUCGUGCUGAACUGGCCCAUUGCGACUCAGAUCUGCUUUUGGGGAGGAGAAUUUCCUCUAGAAAUUAUAUAG